AUGCCGUUGACGAAAGGAGGCCACAAGAGGAAUCUCAGCAAUGGGACACCAGAUAACUCCCCACCGAGGCGAUCUAAACGACAGAGAUCUACUGUGAACCUCAAAGAAGCAUCUUCUGCUGAAGAAUCAGGUGAAGAGGGCGAUUUAUCAGACAACGCACCUGAAUCGGAGACUCUUGCGAAGUCCACGUCUUCAAAAGGAACCCGAACGAAGAAGACGCAGGUCGCUUUUUCUGUUAAGCAAGUACCUGUUGACAGCAAAGAAACGGACUCCAAAAUUGAAACAGGGAAUAAAGAAGGACGCAGCAUUGAGGUCAAGGCCGAAAUCAAAGCUGCCCCAACUACCCAGAAACCCAAGACCUCCAAGAGAGGGAAGAAGUCGAAGGAAGAAAAAGACGCCGAAGCAAUGCCGUUAGCACCAAGAACACAGGGUCUUCGUAUGUUCGUUGGGGCGCAUGUUAGUGCUGCAAAGGGCGUUUUCAACUCGAUUACCAACAGCACACACAUUGGAGGCAAUGCAUUUGCCUUGUUCCUGAAAUCACAGCGGAAAUGGGAGAACCCUCCUCUUCAGGAUGAGCACCGAGACCAGUUCCGCAAAAUGAGUGUCGAGCAUAACUAUGAUGCAGCCAAGCACGUCUUGCCCCAUGGCUCAUACCUCGUCAAUUUGGCGCAAAAUGACAAGGCCAAGGCCAAACAAGCAUACGAUGCUUUCCUAGACGACUUGCGCCGCUGUGAAGCUCUUGGAAUCCGACUGUAUAACUUUCACCCUGGAAGUACCAAUCAAACCCCACUCCCAGAGGCACUCUCCCGUCUCGCAGAUUCUCUAACCAAGGCAAUCUCGGAAACCUCGACGGUUAUUCCUGUUCUGGAAACAAUGUGUGGCCACGGAAAUACAAUUGGUGGCUCACUCUCCGAAUUUCGUGACCUAUUAGCACUAAUCCCCAAAGAGCAUCACUCUCGAAUUGGUAUUUGCAUUGAUACCUGCCACAGCUUCGCAGCAGGGUAUGACUUGGUCUCACCAGAAGGCUUCAAGGCUUUUCUUACCGAGUUUGACGAAUUAAUUGGCCUGGAAUUCCUACGUGCCCUGCAUCUGAACGAUUCAAAGGCUCCACGAGGUAGUAAACGCGACUUACAUGCCAACAUCGGUACCGGGUUCCUUGGCCUACGUGCCUUUCACAACGUCAUGAACGAACCACGCUUUGAGGGCUUGCCCAUGGUUCUAGAGACGCCAAUUGAUCGCGUCCCUGGUCAAUCGGGAUCCUCGGCAGUGGAUAAUGAUGAUGAUGGGGACUCGUGCGCCAGCGAGUCUGAGAAGAAAAAGCCGAAGAAGGGCUCAAAACGUCCUGCAAAAGCCUCCCCUGCCACCGUUCCUGAUCACGGUGUGUGGGCUCGUGAGAUCAAGUUGUUGGAGUCGCUUAUUGGAAUGGAUCCCGAUGGAGAGGAGUUCCGUGAACUUGAGGCUAAACUAUCGGAGGAGGGUCGCGCGAUGCGCGAGAAGCAGCAGGAACAGUACGAGCGUAAGCUCGAGGCUGACAAGAAGAAAGAGGCAAAGGGAAAUGCGAAGGCUCAGAAGAGUCUUAUGGACAUGAUGAAGAAGAAGAAGAACAAGGAUUAA
This is a messenger RNA of Penicillium macrosclerotiorum, 1614 nucleotides long. RefSeq names its product DNA-(apurinic or apyrimidinic site) lyase APN1. The record is from RefSeq and is a predicted model, not a curated record. Gene Ontology annotation, molecular function: DNA-(apurinic or apyrimidinic site) endonuclease activity; DNA binding; zinc ion binding. Lineage: Eukaryota; Fungi; Ascomycota; Eurotiomycetes; Eurotiales; Aspergillaceae. The transcript is spliced from 5 exons. Bases 1 to 1614 code for a protein of 537 amino acids. Gene Ontology annotation, cellular component: mitochondrion; nucleus. Gene Ontology annotation, biological process: base-excision repair.